Nicotiana attenuata is the source of this 573-nucleotide messenger RNA. RefSeq lists its product as uncharacterized. The coding region runs from base 1 to 573 and encodes 190 amino acids. The transcript has a single exon. The record is from RefSeq and is a predicted model, not a curated record. NCBI's taxonomy places the organism in Eukaryota, Viridiplantae, Streptophyta, Magnoliopsida, Solanales, Solanaceae.
AUGCUCCGAAAAGGACACCUCAAGGAAUUGUUGAUCGAACGGGGAAUGACCAACUUUGCCAGAGGAUGCGAACAACAUCAGGGAUCGCGGAAGCCGCCCUCACCAACCCGCACCAUCCAAAUGAUCAUCGGCGGCGACGACGCCUCUAUCAACAGCGUAAAUUUCACCAUGACCCAUAAGCUCAAACGGUCGAUCACUCACGAACGGUAUGACAAACUCGAAGAAAGUAUAAUCAUCGAUAAGUCGGAUACCCACUGUUUGGCUUUCCCUCACUAUGAUGACCUUGUUAUCACCUUACGAAUUUUAGACAUAGAUGUGAGACGCAUUAUGGUAGAUGAUGGGAGCGGCACGUGCAUUAUCCACCCUCGGGUACUUGCACAAAUGAAAUUUGAGGAUAAAAUAGUGCCGCAUUGCAUCACGCUAGCAGGUUUUAACAAUGCAGUUGAACGAACAUCUGGAAAGAUCACACUUCCCGUCCUGGCCAGCAGCGUCACUCUGGAAACCACAUUCCAUAUCAUGGACCAGGACACAGCGUACAAUGCCAUAAUAGGCGACCCUGGAUACACGCCAUGA